Messenger RNA from Aspergillus thermomutatus, 942 nucleotides. Its product is annotated as prephenate dehydratase PHA2. Gene Ontology annotation, biological process: L-phenylalanine biosynthetic process. NCBI's taxonomy places the organism in Eukaryota, Fungi, Ascomycota, Eurotiomycetes, Eurotiales, Aspergillaceae. The transcript has 2 exons. The record is from RefSeq and is a predicted model, not a curated record. Gene Ontology annotation, cellular component: cytoplasm. Gene Ontology annotation, molecular function: chorismate mutase activity; prephenate dehydratase activity. Bases 1 to 942 code for a protein of 313 amino acids.
AUGGAGCCAAUCAGAGUGACUUUUCUAGGCCCUGCAGCGUCCUUUUCCCAUCAGGCUGCCGUUGAGUGUUUUGGUUCUUCGGCUGAGUUGUCACCCCGCCUAUCGUUCGCGGAUGCUUUCGCCGCAGUUCAGCAGGGCGAAGCAGACUAUGCCAUCAUUCCCGUCGAAAACUCGACCAACGGAUCAGUUGUCCAGAAUCUUGAUCUUUUAGCAGACCGAUAUGGGCUCUACGAAGAUGUGAAUGUAUGCGGAGAGCAUUAUUUGACAGUCCACCAUUGCCUGCUGGUUCGAAAGGGCCUGUCGCAACCGGAUAUAAGGUCAAUAACAAAGCUGUAUACACACCCCCAGGCAUGGGGUCAAUGUGAGAAUUUCCUGGCAAAAUUCUUAAAAGGCAUCGAAAGGCAGGACGUUUCUUCGACCUCAAAAGCUGCUGAGACUGUCUCACUUGAGACAGGAGAACACAGUGGCGCCAUAGCUAGCCGAUUCGCUGCUGACUACCACGGCCUAGAUGUGCUCUCGGAAAAUAUCGAGGACAAGGCCGAUAAUACAACGCGAUUCCUCGUUCUGAGGAACACGAAGUCAGAACGUACAGCACGGCUUUCAUUUGACGCUGUGAAGGCGCCCUCAGCCAACUUAAACCCCCGGCUCACACCGUCUGCGGAAAAAACUCUGAUUUCGUUCAGAAUCCGUCAGGAUUUUCCAGGGGCACUGGCAGACGCUCUGUUGAUAUUCAAGGAUUUUGGUAUGAACCUUACCAGCAUCAACACGCGACCGAGUCAGAGGAGGGCUUGGCAAUAUGUAUUCUUCGUUGAAUGCCAACAAUUCCCUACCGACCAGAAUAGCCAGGGGGUUACUAGAAUUCUGGAUAAGAUGCAGCAGGUUACUGAGGGCUGCAGACAUCUUGGCACUUGGAAAGACCAACUUCCAACUAGCAGAGUUUAA